AUGAUUGACACGUUUAUCUAUUGGAAUUUUCGGGGGAGCAAAGGGAACGCAAAUGUGUUAAGGAUCUCCCUGCCUUGUAGUUACAACACGAUAAAGAAGAAGAUCCUGGAGGUGACCAAUUUGAAUCUACAAAACAACUUGGACAUCCUCCUUUACCACAAUAACAGAGUGUUGAGCGAAUAUGAAAGUAUACAAAAUGAAAUGCUGAUAGAAAUUCAGCGGAGCAACGUAGAUGUGGUUAAAGAGUUGCUACACAAAAGUAAUAAUGCCUAUUUGGACAGGAACAAAAACAAUGUGCAGGACAACAGGAGGGGAGGAGCUACGCCCCUGUCUGGUGGGAGACAAAGCGAAGUGCGCGAUAGUAAGGUAGAUGGUACUAGUACGAUUGGGAGCACAUAUGAUAGUGGUGGAAUAGGUGGCAGCCACAGAGGCGUAGGAGGGCAUGAGGGUAAGCCAAGUAGCCUCGAUCUAAACAGACCGCUCAAGAUGAGUCGAACUGCAAACUACCCAUACAGUAGUAAACAGCCAUGGAAUGUCUACAACCGAAAUGCUAUAAGUGUAAAAGAAAAUAAUGAGGAGGAUGAUGAGGAUAUGAAGAUUCAGGAAAUGAUGGAAAAAAAUAAUCCCUAUUAUCAACGUUCAGAUUAUGCCAAAUCUAGAAUGUUAAAUUAUUAUAAAAAGGACAGAAAUAAUGUUUCUCAAUUUUAUAUGAACAAUAAAUUUAAGAAAGUAGCCGCAUCCCCUUCUUCUACUCCUUCCGCAUCUGCUUCUUCCAUUGCGAAGAAUUUAAGUGGGUACAAUUCAAUGUCCUCCACUUCCCUUCCCAGAGGAGGAGAACACCAGUUCCAAAACGGAAUGGCAGGGGCGUACAGUAAGUUUUACAAAAUGAGGGGUGCCUCACAGAGUAGUGGCUAUGGUAGUGCGAUGAGUCACAGCACUUAUGCAAACUCGAGAAAUCAACAGAAGACAAAAAUUGGUAAUAACAGUGUGAGCAAUCAGGAUACAAGCACAAAGUAUGUGUCGCCCGACUACAUAUGUCACAUGUGUGGGAAAAAAGGGCACAGUAUUAAGAAUUGCACCAUGAGCUCUUUUAACAAUAAUAAAAAAAUUAAAGUACCCACUGGAAUACCAACUAAUUUUUUAACGAAAAUUAAACCAGAGGAUAUAAAUAAGUAUGACCAGAUUUAUAUUCUGAAGGAUGGAAGUUAUGGAGUGUUGAAAGAUGUUGAAGAUGUUAGUGGAAGUGCAUACCUAUAUCGCAGUGUUGAUGAUAAAAUUAAUAUUUACUUGGGUGUGAAUAACAAGGAUAGUAGUAGGAAUGGUCAUAUGGAUGGGGAUCAGGGUGGUGAUGGAAGGGGAAGAAAUGCAGGUGCUAACUCUGGUGGGAACCUUCUUAGCAGUACCAAUCAAAAUGGGAAUGGCAGUUACCCUAAUGAGGAGGGAGACAAAAUUUCCAAUCUGUACAAAUGUCUGUUAUGUAAAAAAUUGUAUUCUUCCCCAACAACGCUACCUUGCUGUGGGGAGACAUAUUGUAAAGGAUGCCUAUACAGGUAUAAUAGAAAAAGGAAAAAUGAUUACUCUUCUUCGCAGUUCUCGUCCUCAUCAGGGUACCAACAAAAUGGGGAUGGCAAAUCUCAAAUGAUGAAAUGCCCCAAUUGUCACAAGCUUAUAAAUUCAGAUGCCCUAAUCAUUAACACUAACAUUAAAAAUGUAAUUGACACAAUUAUACGAAAUCAAAAGGUCACUAAUGCGAAUAAGGACGAGGAAGAUGUCCGCGGUGGGAAUGCCUCGAACGGGGUAGGCACCAAUAUGGCAACCAUAGGUGGUAUGUCUCACAUGUCAAGUGAUAAGAACGCCACUUCAUAUAACAGAGCAACCAACGGAGUUACUAACAACACUGAAUCCUCAUCGUCCCGUUCUGUUCCUAAUGGAAAAUUAUAUCAAAGGCAACCACUCCCCAGUGGAAGCUUCCCACCAGGUAGUGACCUUCCCAGCAAGAAUAGUAGAACAACGGAAGAGCAAAAUUCACUUCACAGUAGCAGCCUCUGCAACGACAAUGAGGAUGAAUUUCAAGACAAUAGUUUCAACCCCCUAAUUAAUUUACCCAUUAAUCUGUUAGAGAUACAACGCCAACACGAUUUUGCUGCGGCGUAUAUAGCCAAAUAUAAAAUGAGGCGAAAACCUAAGCGGAAAAGAACUAUUGACCUCGAAAUGCUUUUCAUGACUAAGCGAAGAGUGUGCUAG
This is a messenger RNA of Plasmodium fragile, 2244 nucleotides long. RefSeq lists its product as uncharacterized. The record is from RefSeq and is a predicted model, not a curated record. NCBI's taxonomy places the organism in Eukaryota, Apicomplexa, Aconoidasida, Haemosporida, Plasmodiidae. Bases 1 to 2244 code for a protein of 747 amino acids. Gene Ontology annotation, biological process: protein monoubiquitination; DNA damage tolerance. Gene Ontology annotation, molecular function: single-stranded DNA binding; ubiquitin protein ligase activity; zinc ion binding. The transcript has a single exon.